GGAACCUCGUUAGGCGGUGCGAGCGCACGGGAGGAAGGAGACACCGAAGGGGGAAGAGGGGGGAUGCUAUUAAUUAAGGAUUAAGAACGUGACGCGUGUCGUUUUAGAGUUAUUACCACCCCUUUAAAUCCCCUCGCUCCCUCCCCCUUCUCCCCUCGCCCCCUCCCCCUUCUCCCCUCCGCUUCUCUCUCUAGCCGCUAGUAUUCUUUCUUCGCCGGACCCAGAUCCCGAGAGUUCUCUCCUCUACUUGGGGUUUGGGUAUAGAGGGGAGUUUUCUCUACGAGAUCUCUCUGGCCUAGAUUCUCGCCGGAGAUUUUGAUCUCUAUUCAUCCCGGCGAUCGCGACCUCGAAUGGCGAUCUCGAAUUCCGAGGGGGAUUCCGCCGCGAAAGAAAGGGAGAGGAAGCGGAAGCGGAGCGCUGAGGUCGGGCCGUCGCCGUCCAAGUGGAGGACCGUGAGCGAGCGGACGCUCUACUCGUCGAAGCUCCUCGAAGCCCUGCGUCGCGUCCGCGGCACGGCGCCGGCGGAUCCCCCCAGGAGCCGCGCCGUCCGGGAGGCCGCGGACCGCGUGCUGGCGGUGGCCGCGCGUGGCCGGACGCGGUGGAGCCGCGCGAUCCUGUCAAGCCGGGCGCUCAAGCUGAAGCCGCGCAAGCGGCGGCCCGCCGGCCCUGCCCGGUCCAAGAAGCCCCUCGCCGGCGCGGCGGAGAUGAAGAGAUCGCCGGUGCUGCAGCGGAAGGCGAGGGUCCUCGGCCGGCUGGUCCCCGGCUGCCGGAAGCUCUCGUUUCCUACGAUUCUCGAGGAGGCUUCCGACUACAUCCCCGCGCUCGAGAUGCAGGUUCGCGUCAUGAGCGCCCUCGCCGCGAUGCUCUCCUCCUCCGGCGCCGGCGCGCCGCUGUCCGACCGGCUCGGCUCGUCCCAGCCGUUCUGAACUCGUCACGCCGGGUGCAGGCCUUUCCCCCACCCCAACCAAACCCCUCUCUCUCCCUUUUCCCCUUAUUUUUCUCCUUUCAAUAUUCAUGUAAUUUAUUGUAAAAUAAUCUCCCCUUUUCGGAUGCCAAAUGGUGUGUUGAGGUUCGUUCUCCGGCCUGCUGAAGCCAACUCGAUGGCAUUUUCGUAAAUACAUGUUUUCAUAGGUACACUUCGUCUCAUCGGAUAAGCUCGACCUAACAAAGAAUAUUUCCGGUUGUGCGGUCCAAAAAAAAUAGUUUGAUAUCAGUCCUUAAACCAACCGUUGGAUCGGUGAAUCCAAGUAGUUGACACAUUUGCCCCUAGCAUGCCGCUGUGUGUAAAAUAAUCAACCCAAAGGUUUUUCAUUUUUGUAAAAUAAUAUAUUUUUUUAAUUU
Messenger RNA from Elaeis guineensis (African oil palm), 1341 nucleotides. Its product is annotated as transcription factor bHLH148. Gene Ontology annotation, molecular function: protein dimerization activity. Lineage: Eukaryota; Viridiplantae; Streptophyta; Magnoliopsida; Arecales; Arecaceae. Gene Ontology annotation, biological process: regulation of DNA-templated transcription. The record is from RefSeq and is a predicted model, not a curated record.